Messenger RNA from Silurus meridionalis, 1956 nucleotides. RefSeq names its product zinc finger protein 326 (gene znf326). Gene Ontology annotation, biological process: regulation of DNA-templated transcription elongation. The transcript is spliced from 13 exons. Gene Ontology annotation, molecular function: DNA binding. Gene Ontology annotation, cellular component: DBIRD complex; nucleus. Lineage: Eukaryota; Metazoa; Chordata; Actinopteri; Siluriformes; Siluridae. Bases 355 to 1641 code for a protein of 428 amino acids. The record is from RefSeq and is a predicted model, not a curated record.
UUAUUUCUAUAUAUUUUUUUCUGAUUGUGUUGAUUUUGCUGUUGUUACCUUCUGAUUGAGUUACAUGCCUUUACUUUAUUGGUGCCCGAGUAUUUAUUCAUGUUUUUGUUAGUUUGUUUUGUUUUGUUUUGACUGUUUGGAUAGCUAAGCAUCAAUCCUUAAAUCUUAUAAAACUCUCCUGGUGUGAACUUGGCCUAGAUGUUUGAUAUGGAUGCCGAGAACCCAGACAGAGUCAAAUAAGUUCUUGUUUUCUUUAGAUCAAUAUAUACUUGAUCCAAGGUUUAACGAUAAUGAUGUCUGGUGAUUCAAGAGGAAAGAUCUCUGAAAUUGCUCUGAGACCAUUUGAAGAGUCCUAUGGGCCUUUUCAAAAGUAGGUUGUUUGUCGUAUCAUAUGCAGAUGAAGCACCUUCAUUACUGUCAGCACCUAAGGAUGCAGAGAAGUGUGACAACUGGCAACAGUUUAGAUUGUUCCCAUCCAAAUCUUCUGAGAUGAAUUUUGGUACCUAUGAUUUUUUUGCUCAUGGAGCCUCAAAUGCUGGAAGUGAUGGCACACAAACUGCUGCUCAGCUCGAUGAUGUGCCAUUAGACUGCCGUUUGCCGUAUCUUGGUUCCUCUAGGAGGUCCAGGUCACCAUUUUCAGACAGUGAUAGCAGUCAGUACACCUCCUUCAGUGAUAUCUCAGGCUCGUCUGCAGUAUUUGACACGCCGUGCACGAGGCCUAGCCCUAUUGGCUCACGUGGGCGAGGAGGAGAUACUGCUGCAAUAUGUAGAGCGAAAAGCAGAGGGAUUUUCAGGUCAAGGGGUGUUGUUAACAUCCAGAGCUUUUAUUCAAAUAUGGAGACAUCAGCGUCUCGUGGCACAAAGCGAAUGCUAAUAGCCCCAGUCCCUGCGGGCAAGUUUGCCAAGAAGCAGAGGGUUGAAAUGAGCAUCAGCACAGGACUGAAUUUUGCAAAGGACAGUCAUGCUUCCUCUGAUGAAAAGGAUAUAAAGGGAAAAGAAGCUGUGGAGGAGAAGCAUGUUAGAGUCCGAGAGAAGCGAAGACGUAGACGAGAGAAGAACUGUGAGAAAUAUGGAGACAAGCACAGAUUAGCCUUCACAUGUGCCUUUUGUAAAUUUCGCACUUUUGAGGACAAAGACAUCGAGAAGCACUUUGGAAGCACAUAUCACCAUGAAACACUUGACUACAUUCGACGGCAGGCCAAGUUUGAUGACCGGGUCAUUAGCUUUCUCCACGACUGUAUGGUGCACAAGUUUCGUAAAACGGUGUCUGCUUUGUGUAAGUUGCACAACCUUUCGGACCAGAAAGCGACCCUGAAAGUCAUGGAAGGGGUGACUGAGGAUGACUACAUGAGGAAGAUGGAGGUGGUGCACUGUAUGGCCUGCAACAUUUACAUUCCUGCUGUCUUUUCUUCUGUCCAGCAGCAUCGCUGUUCCCCUCUACACCUAAAAACUAAAGUGGUGUACAAAGAGCAGCUGAAACGGGAGAGUGUGCUGACGGCCAAAGCUAUUAUAAAUAAUGAUAGUGUUAAAAUUCGCUAUGAGAAAUACAUCAAGGGAGAAGACCCUUUUGUAAUGGAUACUAAAGAAGACACUACAUCAGACUUGUCUGAAGCCGAGGGCAAUAAGAUGGGGAAAUUAUGAUUAAAAAUUAACAUGCUCUAAUGCUUCAUAUUCACGAGUUUAAUCAAACCAUAUAAUGUCAUCCAGCAUUAGGAUCUCUGUGUCGGAUUGUGUUCUUCCUUUAAUAAGCAGAGUUUGUGCUUUUGAGAUUGUACUGUACCUCUUUGUGCAAUUUGUUCAUUUUCAGCUUAGUGUAUAUGGCAGUAUUUCAGGUGUUGAUGCAUAUAGUAUUGGGAUAGAGAUGGGAUCAAGAUGGUUACUGUGUAAAGUGUUGUAUUUGUGUUGGAGAAUUAUGUAUGUCUGUGUGGGGCAAAGUAUUAAAUUAUACUCGUCAUA